CCCCUUCGUUCCAAGAACUGUACCUCACCACUGUCGGUGGCAUUGAACGUCGAUUCCGAGACGUAGUCAUUUGGCAUAUUUCAAACUAGCGCAUCCCUAGCUACAGACACUAGACGUAAGACGAGCGAGCGUAAGAUGGGAGUUACAAUAGCAGCAUUGAUCGUGCUGUCACUACUGCAGUGCAUCGCCGCAGAGCCACGACCAGAGUUUGCGCUGAGCGCACCCGUCCGUGGCACGUCCCGGGUUGGGCUCGCCGCCUCCGAAGCGAACGCUGCCAUCUCCGUGGUGAACAAUGCCACGCUCAGCUUUACCAUCCGCUACAACCUGACGCUACUGAACCAAGUGUUCAGAGCGGUGCAGACGGUGGCGAACGACUUUCAGCCGCUGGGAACCACCGUCAUCAGCAGCAUUAAUGCGCUCGCCAGCAAUUCCAGCGGCGAUGUGGACACCGUGUUCGGGGCGGCACUGGCCGCCGUUGCCAAUGCGAGCUCGUACGUGACGGAUCGUAUGCCGAAUAUCACCACCCCGCUGAUCGUGCUGAUCGGCAAGCCACUGAUCGAGAAGUUUGAGGACAGUUUCCAGCACAUCGGCAAAGCGCUGUCCGCACUGAAUGUUACGCUCAUCGGCCUGCAGCAGGGGGCACGCAAUGCGCAGGCUGCAGUCGGCGUGAAUGGCACCCUCACAUCGGCGAUCGUCUCUACCUACAUGCGCAACUCGUUGAUAACGGACCUGGUGAAGGGGCUGCACCUGCUGAGAGCCACCGUACCUGUGCUGAAGUACACCGUGGACAGUACGAUCGAGGGCAUUGCCAUCGCCGACCAGUACAUGCUCGAUCUGGCAAACAAGGUGGCCCUUACGCUGGGCGAAAAGUCGAGCAUUGCGGCGGAUCUGGAUGGCAUCAUACAGGCGAUUGGCAGCGCCAUCACCAACACGACCACAAGCAUCGGAACCGAUCUAUCGUCGCUGCAGGGCAACUUUUCCUCCCUCACCAACGUCGCUGCGGCUGCCAACGGGAGCGCGAUACUCACGCUGCUGGGCGAUUACGCUGCCAACCUAGCCGACCUGCGGAACAAAACCCCGUCCGUGGACACCGUGCUGGGCAGCCUGAAGGACUCGGUGAUCAAUGUGUACGCGGUGGCGGCCCCACUGUUCAUCAUCCAGGACAGCUACGUAGUGAACGCGCUGAUCGUGACGCUCAUCGCGAACGCCGAGUACUCGCAGUACUGUUUCUACAAGUACAAGGACUUUUUCUUCUCCAUGCUCGACACGGUCAGCAUCGAUGCGCGCGAGUGCGUCGACAAGGAGGUGACGCGGCUGGAGUACUUCCGCACCACGAUCGAGCUGAUGCUGGACGUGCUGUUCUACGACUACGAGGACAUUGCCGGCGAUCUGACCGUGUGCAAUGGCAUCAGCGAUCAGGCCAACCUGGACGAGUGCAUUACCUCGCUGGCCGGUAUCUACAAAAAACUGGAGGCAGCGUUUGGCGACAUGUUUGCUCUUGGGUACGAUACGAUCGCGCGCGAGAUUGCAGCGAGCGGCAGCCGAUUGAAGAUUUGCCUGCGCCUCUCACAGUCUUCGCUCGGCGAGUCGGAUCUGCCGUUGCUGCUGGAAAAGAUCACCACUUGUGCUGAAGAGGGACCGAACGGCAACGAGGAAUGAGCGUUGGGUGGAAUGUGUAGCACGAACAAAGUCAAUA
Molecule: messenger RNA, 1696 nt
Organism: Anopheles arabiensis
Lineage: Eukaryota; Metazoa; Arthropoda; Insecta; Diptera; Culicidae
Exons: 3
Coding region: 136-1659 (507 amino acids)
Source: RefSeq, a predicted model, not a curated record